AUGUCUGCUGCCGCCUCCGCUGAAAUGAUUGAAACCCCCCCGGUCCUCAACUUCGAAGAAAUCGACUACAAAGAGAUCGAGGUGGAAGAGGUUGUUGGAAGAGGAGCCUUUGGUGUGGUCUGCAAGGCGAAAUGGCGAGCUAAAGAUGUAGCCAUUAAACAGAUAGAAAGUGAAUCUGAAAGAAAAGCCUUCAUUGUAGAGCUUCGACAACUGUCACGAGUAAACCAUCCCAAUAUUGUCAAGUUGUAUGGAGCCUGUCUAAACCCAGUGUGUCUUGUUAUGGAGUAUGCUGAAGGAGGUUCUCUGUACAAUGUACUGCAUGGUGCUGAACCUCUGCCUCAUUAUACUGCUGCACAUGCCAUGAGUUGGUGUUUACAGUGUUCCCAAGGAGUGGCAUAUCUCCACAGUAUGAAACCAAAGGCUCUAAUUCACAGAGACCUGAAACCACCAAAUUUGCUUUUGGUAGCUGGGGGGACAGUUCUAAAAAUCUGUGACUUUGGUACAGCCUGUGAUAUUCAAACACACAUGACCAACAACAAAGGAAGUGCUGCUUGGAUGGCACCUGAAGUUUUUGAAGGUAGCAAUUACAGUGAAAAAUGUGACGUUUUCAGUUGGGGUAUUAUUCUCUGGGAGGUGAUCACCCGUAGGAAACCUUUCGAUGAGAUUGGUGGUCCAGCUUUCCGAAUAAUGUGGGCAGUUCACAAUGGUACUCGGCCACCACUGAUCAAAAAUUUACCUAAACCAAUUGAGAGUUUAAUGACCCGUUGUUGGUCCAAGGAUCCCUCACAACGGCCAUCCAUGGAGGAAAUUGUUAAAAUAAUGACACACUUGAUGCAGUACUUUCCAGGAGCUGAUGAACCUCUGCAGUAUCCGUGCCAGUAUUCAGAUGAAGGCCAAAGCAACUCUGCCACUAGCACAGGUUCAUUCAUGGACAUCACUUCUACAAACACGAGUAACAAGAGCGAUGCUAACAUGGAACCGAGUGACUUCCAAGGAGCUUCUACCAAUGACACUAUUAAACGUUUGGAGUCAAAACUGGCACAGCAAAUCAAAAGUACAGCCAAGCAGCCGGGUGACCCUGGCCGUUUGAGUUUGCCCCCAUCUCGUGGGAGCAGUGUUGAGAGCUUGUCAGACGUUCGCGCACGACCACCAUCAGCCCUUGUUUCUGGAGAAGCCAAAAGGAUGAGUGCUGACAUGUCCGAAAUAGAAGCAAGGAUAGCUUCCAUCACAGCCUAUUCCAAGCCUAAACGAGGCCAUCGUAAAACUGCUUCAUUUGGCAACAUUCUGGAUGUCCCUGAGAUCAUCAUACCAGCAGGAAACGGACAGCAGAGGCGCAGAUCCAUUCAAGAUCUUAGUGUUGCUGGCACAGAGUCCAGUCAGGAGAGUAGAAACAGCAGUAGAUCAUCUAGUCCUAGUGUGAGAAUGAUCACUACCUCGGGACCAACCUCUGAAAAGCCAACACGUAAUCCAUGGACACCAGAUGAUGCAGCUGCUCUUGGAAAUAGCAUAGUCUUUGAGGGCAACACCUUAGUUUCUCUACCACGACUACUCUGUGGCAGGUGCUUUUGGGGUAUGGAGACCAAUGGGUCAGAUAACUCCAUCCCAAUGGCAUAUCUCACAUUAGAUCAUCAGUUACAGCCUCUAGCACCAUGCCCAAACUCCAAAGAAUCUAUGGCUGUGUUUGAACAGCACUGCAAAAUGGCACAAGAAUAUAUGAAAGUUCAGACAGAAAUCGCAUUGCUCUUGCAGAGGAAACAAGAACUAAUAGCAGAACUGGACCAGGAUGAAAAAGACCAGCAAAACACAUCCCGUCUGGUACAAGAACAUAAAAAGCUGUUAGAUGAAAACAAAAGUCUCUCAACAUACUAUCAGCAAUGCAAAAAACAAUUAGAGGUCAUCAGAAAUCAGCAACAGAAGCGGCCAGGCACAUCAUGAUUUCCUGGGACCUUUCAAAUGAAAAAUAUGCACAGAAAAGACUGAUUUUUUUUUAUUGUUAUUGUUAUCCUUUAUUAUGACAGCUCAUGAGUGUUAGCUUCUUGGUGUGAUCUGUACGUGUCUGCUACACUUAACAUCAUUUAAUUUUCUUUUUCCUAUCCAGUUCUACAGGUUAAUUGAAUAGGGUGAAAAAACAGUGACUUGAAUUAACCAAUAGCCCUCAAUUUAAAGCAAGAAGAGUGGCUGUUUGCAUGCUCCUUGUGUGAAGGCUAGCCUAACAAGUGUUGAGGAGGCUGCUAAAUUGCAGAACUUAUUUUUAGUUUUUUGGUGUUGCCUCAGUACAAGCAAGAAAAAAAAAACUUUCCUGUUUAAGAAUGAUUUUGUUCCAGUGUCUCAUCUCAAAUUAUUAUUAUGAUGAUUAUUUUCAUAAUAAACUGAAACAUGCACCAAGCUGCAGAGGUGAUGUUGACUGACCAGAGUAAUUCAUGAUGCAUUAGUGAGCCUUUUACCUGUAGACACAAUGUAUUUUUUCCACAUGCAAAGUGGUAGGCAAACUGAUGCCAGCCUUCUUGGUUCAGUGCUUGAUAGCCCUGCAUUUUGACUAAUACAUUUCUUGUAAUCUUGCAUUCAUAAAAUAUUUGAAGUAAAA
Molecule: messenger RNA, 2584 nt
Organism: Ficedula albicollis (Collared flycatcher)
Lineage: Eukaryota; Metazoa; Chordata; Aves; Passeriformes; Muscicapidae
Gene: MAP3K7
Product: mitogen-activated protein kinase kinase kinase 7
Exons: 18
Coding region: 1-1935 (644 amino acids)
Biological process (GO): JNK cascade; protein phosphorylation; positive regulation of canonical NF-kappaB signal transduction
Molecular function (GO): magnesium ion binding; ATP binding; MAP kinase kinase kinase activity
Source: RefSeq, a predicted model, not a curated record